AUGGCGAUAAAACAGGCAGCAUGGACACACGGCCUCGGUGUAGAACUCGAAUUCUCAUCUUGGACCGCCUUCCGCCAGGGUUUCUUUACGACAGUCCGCCCCUCCGCCGAGAGCAAAUUUGGAUGGGUUCAUUUUGUGAUUCCCACACCAGUUAUUGUUGACGGUACGCGAUUGAGGGCCGAGUCUGCUAUGGUACGAUUCUCUACUGGCUCAGGUGCUAAGAUCACCAACUUCCACGUAUAUGGCGGCGAGACCAAGAUCGCAAAUUAUAAUGGACUCUCUCUGUCUGGAAAUCUGCAAUUCGUGAGGGAAGCGGUGCCCAAUAGCCAUCGGGUUUUGUGGGGGACAGCCAUCUCUUUGGGCGUGCAGUUCACUGGUGCCGGACCGAAUGACUUCAUCCAGUUCAUCUCUGCGGGCAUAGAUUUCUAUGCUCAGAGAAAUAUCUAUCUUAAGAUCCCAUGCAAACCAGAAGUCAACUAUUUCAUAACAGAAUUAGUCAGCUCAAGUGACAUCGUGGUGGAAGCAUGA
Molecule: messenger RNA, 528 nt
Organism: Glarea lozoyensis ATCC 20868
Lineage: Eukaryota; Fungi; Ascomycota; Leotiomycetes; Helotiales; Helotiaceae
Exons: 2
Coding region: 1-528 (175 amino acids)
Source: RefSeq, a predicted model, not a curated record